CGAGGGCGGGACGACGCGGAACCAGCGGAGCUGCAGGUGGAGGCGCGUGGCAGAGGUGUGCAAGAGUGGGAGCUGCAGGAUGGCAAAACCUAAGAGGAAAGGUCUCGAAGGGACGGGAAAGGAGAGUAAAAAGCAGAAGAUGACACUGGCAGGGGAGACGCCGAGGGCAUCUGAAGCCAGGCCAGGCAAGGAGGCGGCUAACACCGUGGAGGCCAGCCCUGAGUUUUCCCCAGAGGAGAAGAGGGUCUUGGAAAGGAAACUGAAGAAGGAACGGAAGAAGGAAGAGAAGAAGCGGCUGCGGGAGGCGGGCAUUGCCGCAGCACAGACUGCCAAGGUGCCGACCCUGCCAGCCAAGCCCUCCGCUGCCACCCUGGCCCUGGAGUACCUCCAAGGGUGGGCUCAGAAACAGGAGAGCUGGAGAUUCCAGAAGACAAGGCAGACGUGGCUCUUGCUACACAUGUACGAUGAGGACAAGGUUCCUGAUGACCACUUUGCUACCCUGCUGGACUACCUGGAGGGGCUGAAGGGCAGCGCCCGAGAGCUGACAGUCCAGAAGGCCGAGGCCCUGAUGCAGAAGCUGGAUGAGACUGACCCUGAGGCCGGAGCCGGGUCUCUGGGGAAGAUGCAGCGUCUCCGGCAGGUGCUGCAGCUGCUCUCCUAGUGGGGAGAGGUGGCCUUGGGCCCUGAGGACACGCUGGCCACCUCCUCCCAGAGCCGUGGGAACAGUCAGGGUCACCAGCAGGUCAUCUGGCUUGAGGACUUCCUUCCAAGGUCCUGAGAAGAACUCUUCAUCCCCCUCCCUAUAAGCCGUAACAGUUUCUGGUGCCUUGGGAGUUGAACAGGGUCUCCCUGAAACAGUUCCAAGGUGCCGCUCCCACACGAGUUGCCCUAAAAUGGCUGUGAACAGAGUCUACUUUUUCUGUCAAGGAUAUCUUAGACACUGGCCCAAGCUGGCUUUCCCAUCAGCUGGGAUUCCCUGCUGUGUGUGUGUGUGUGUGUGUGUGUGUGUAUUUGGGGGGGGAUCCUACAUAUUUGAUCUGGGGGCCACUGCAGUGCAGCCUGAAUGCAACUCACCUGUGUGUAGGGAAACCCUAUCAAGGACUUGUAUUGCGGCCCCUGGGCCGUGUGGCUGCCCACAAGCUGCUAGAAGCACCUGCCCCGUGAUCCCCAUGCUGUUCCUCGUGUCAGCAGCCAGGCCCAGUUCCUUGUCAUUGCACCUCUCAGUAUUGGGAACAGAAGGACUAAGCGUUUGUGUCUGGACCUAUGUCACCAUCAGAACACAUGUCCCACUCCCUUUGGGUGACUUUUCCCUCAGACCAUAAAAAAUCACCCAUAGUUCCCACACAGGGAGGGCGCUGCCAGGCUAGAGAGGAUUUGGCGUGAGGCUAGCUCAGUGAGCGGUGAGGUCAUUGCAGAUGGGAGCCAUGCAGGGCCCACCCUCUGCCCCCACUGCUCUCCAGCCCACAGCCCCUUUGCAGCAGAGUCACUUUUAUACACCCAGAUAUAGAGGACUAUAAAAGAGGUUUACAGAUAAAUAUAUACUGUAUCCCAAGAAAUUUAUUUUAAAACUAUUCUGAAUACAAAUAAUUUUCCAUUUAUUAAAGAUAAAGGCAGGUUUGCAUAUUCA
Messenger RNA from Apodemus sylvaticus (European woodmouse), 1627 nucleotides. RefSeq names its product chromosome 22 C7orf50 homolog (gene Chlsn). Lineage: Eukaryota; Metazoa; Chordata; Mammalia; Rodentia; Muridae. The record is from RefSeq and is a predicted model, not a curated record. The transcript has 5 exons. The coding region runs from base 80 to 661 and encodes 193 amino acids.